Messenger RNA from Hypanus sabinus (Atlantic stingray), 7462 nucleotides. RefSeq names its product G-protein coupled receptor 55-like. Gene Ontology annotation, cellular component: membrane. The coding region runs from base 6176 to 7144 and encodes 322 amino acids. The record is from RefSeq and is a predicted model, not a curated record. The transcript is spliced from 4 exons. NCBI's taxonomy places the organism in Eukaryota, Metazoa, Chordata, Chondrichthyes, Myliobatiformes, Dasyatidae. Gene Ontology annotation, molecular function: G protein-coupled receptor activity. Gene Ontology annotation, biological process: positive regulation of Rho protein signal transduction; phospholipase C-activating G protein-coupled receptor signaling pathway.
AAAUGGCAGGAUACUUGGGAGUGUGGAGGAGCAGAGGGAUCUGGGGGUACAUGUCCACAGAUCCCUGAAAGUUGCCUCACAGGUAGACAGGGUAGGUAAGAAAGCUUAUGGAGUGUUACUUUCCUAAGUCGAGGGAUAGAGUUUAAGAGUCACAGGGUAAUGAUGCAGCUCUAUAAAACUCUGGUUAGGCCACACUUGGAGUACUGUGUCCAGUUCUGGUUGCCUCACUAUAGGAUGUGGAAGCAUUGGAAAGGAUACAGAGGAGAUUUACCAGGAUGCUGCCUGGUUUAGAGAGUAUGCAUUAUGUUCAGAGAUUAAGGGAGCUAGGACUUUACUCUCUGGAGAGAAGAAGGAUGAGUGGAGACAUGAUAGAGUUAUACAAGAUAUUAGGAGGAAUAGAUAGAGUAGACAACCAGUGCCUCUUUCCCAGGGCGCCACAGCUCAGUACAAGAGGACAUAACUUUAAGGUAAGGGUGAAAAGUUCAAGAGGGAUACUAGAGGAAAGUUUUUUACUCAAGAGAGUGGUUGGUGCAUGGAAUGCACUGCCUGAGUCAGUUCUGGAGGCAGAUACACUAGUGAAAUUUAAGAGUCUACUAGACAGGUAUAUGGAGGAAUUUAAGGUAGAGGGUUAUAUGGGAGGCAGGGUUUAAGGGUUGGCACAACAUUGUGGGCCAAAGGGCCUGUGCUGUGCUGUGCUGUGCUGUGCUGUAUUGUUCUAUGUUCUAAAACUACACACAAUACUCCGUGUGGUCUCAUGAGUGCCUUAGAGAACCUCAACAUCACAUCCCUGCUCUUAUAUUCUAUACCUCUAGAAAUGAAUGCCAAUGUUGCAUUUGCCUUCUUCACCACUGACUCAACCUGGAGGUUAACCGUUAGGGCCUCCUGCACAAGGACCCCCAAGACCCUUUGCAUUUCUGCAUUUUGAAUUCUCUUCCCAUCUAAAUAAUAGUCUGCCCGUUUAUUUCUUCCACCAAAGUGCAUGACCAUCGUCAUCAUCAUGUGUCGUACUCUGCCAGAGACUUGGCAACCACUGCAUGGCCAUACACUUUCCAACAUUGAAUUUCUUUUGGCACUUCUUUGCCCAUUCCCCUAAACUAUCUAAGUCUCUCUGCAGGCUCUUUGUUUCCAAAACAUUACCAGCUCCUCCACCUAUCUUUGUAUCAUUGGCAAAUUUAGCCACAAAUCCAUUAAUCCCAUAGUCCAAAUCAUUGACAUACAUCAUAAAAAGCAGUGGUCCCAACACCGACCCCUGUGGAAUUCCACUGGUAAAUGGCAGCCAGCCACAAUAGGAUCCCUUUAUUCCUACUCUCCGUUUUCUGCCAAUCAGCCAAUGCUCCACCCAUGCUAGUAACUUCCCUGUAAUUCCAUUUGGUCUUAUCAUGGGGUCUUAAGAGCAAGGAUGUCCUUUUGCAUUUGUACAGGGCCCUGGUGAGACCACACCUGGAAUAUUGUGUACAGUUUUGGUCUCCAGGUUUAAGGAAGGACAUUCUGGCAAUUGAGGAGGUGCAGCGUAGAUUCACUAGGUUGAUUCCUGGGAUGGCAGGGCUGUCUUACGCAGAGAGAUUGGAGAGAUUGGGCUUGUACAUGCUGGAAUUGAGGAGAUUGAGAGGGGAUCUGAUUGAAACGUUUAAGAUUAUUAAAGGAUUUGAUAGGAUUGAGGCGGGAAAUAUGUUCCAGAUGUUGGGAGAGUCCAGUACCAGAGGGCAUGGAUUGAGAAUAAGAGGUCAGUUAUUUAAAACAGAGUUGAGGAAGGGCUUCUUCUCCCAGAGAGUUGUGGAGGUGUGGAAUGCACUGCCUCGGAAGACGGUGGAGGCCAAUUCUCUGGAUACUUUCCAGAAGGAGCUAGAUAGAUAUCUGAUGGAUAAGGGAAUCAAGGGAUAUGGGGACAAGGCAGGGACUGGGUAUUGAUAGUGAAUGAUCAGCCAUGAUCUCCGAAUGGCAGUGCAGACUCGAGGGGCCGAAUGGUCUACUUCUGCACCUAUUGUCUAUUGUCUAUUGUCUUGCUAAGCAGCCUCGUGUACAGCACCUUGUCAAAGGCCUUCUGAAAAUCCAAGUAUACUGCAUCUACUGCAUCUCCUUUGUCCACCCUGCUUGUAAUUUCCUCAAAUAAUUGCAGUAGAUUAGUCAGGCAGGAUUGUCCUUUCAGAAACCAUGCUGGCUUUGGCCUAUCUUUGGCCCAUCUGUGUUUAAAAUUUUGGGUCAGUCUUGGCAGGGCCCAAUUUACUGUAGAAUAAACAACACAGAAAUGGACCUUUUGGCUCAACUGGUCCAGGCCAACCAGAGCAUUCUCCCUGCUAGAUCCAGUUGUUCACUUUUGUCCUAGAACACUGAAAGCCCCUCCCCUCUAUGUUCCUAUCCAAAUGUCUCUUGAAUGUUGCUUUUGUACCUGCCCACUUGCUACACUCUGUGUGAAGAAGGUAUCUCUCAGCAGUCUUUUACAUUUCUCCCCUCAAUGGCCCUUGGUUAUGGACUCCACUGCAUUUGGGUGCAGGGUGUGAUGGGAAAGACUAACUGAUGAAAACCAGCAUAUCAAACGCCUGCGCCACCCCAUCUACUUGAGCAGCUGCUUUCAAUGAAAUGUACUUUUCUUCCAUGUUCCUCUAUUUCACAAUGUCAGGGCCCUUUUCUUCAUUGUUUUUAAGUCUCACCCUGAUUUGAAUCUGCAAAUUUCAUCACCCCAUCUCCCUAGCUCAUCAUGAUCUUUGCAGUUCAUUGCAAACUACUUCACUAUCAACAGAAAACUGGCUAAUCAUGCCAUAUAUGUUCAUACCCACAUCAUUUGAAUUACCAAUGAGUAGAAGUUUCCCACACUGGCCCCACAAGUCACAGGCCUCCAGGUGGAGAAUCAGCCCUCAACUGUCACCCUUUUCAUUGAGCUUAGUGUGAAUCCACCUCACGACAUCCUCCUCAAUCCCAUGGGACCUAAACUUCUGCAAUAGCCAAUACAGGACCUUGUCAAAGGCCUUAUUAAAGUCCUUGUAGACAAUCUCUACUACACUCCUUCCAUUUUUCCCCUUAGUUAUGUGCUCAGAAACUUCAAAAGAUUUAUCAGACAUGACCCCCCACACAUAAAACUAUACCCUUUAUUCAUGAUUUAAGCCUUACUAUCCAAGUGAUUGUAGAUCUUGUCCCUCAGAAUUCCCUCCACUAACUUACCGACAACUGAAGUCUGGCUCAUUGGCCUGGUAUUUCCUGGCUUAUCCUUGUUACCCUUCUUGAACAAUAUUAUCCACCUUCCGGCCUUCUGCAAGUUCACCCGUGGCCAAUGAUAGAGCAAAAUCUCUAGGACCUCUGACUUCUUCUCUGCCCUUGGUCAGGCACGAGGGAUUUGCUCACUUUAAUGUCUUUAAAGUCUGCAAAUACCUCCUUCCUCACAAUAAGCAUAUCAUUCACGAUCUCACUACUUUUUAACUCUUCCUUAAUUCCUUGACAUUCAUAAUAUUCUUUUUAGUAUGUACUGAGGAGCAAUUAACAUUAGAAAUAUCAGCCAUCUCCUGUGGCUCCAGACAUAGGUUGCCCUAUUUAUGUUGCCUAUUUCUCCCAUGACACUCUUUUACUAUUAAUAUAACUGAAGAACUUCUUGUCUGGCAAAUCCAUCAUCCAUCUCAUGCCUACUUUCCCCUCCUGAUUCCUUCUUAAGCUUGGUCUUAAACAUUGUACCUCUAUAAAUUGCUAGAUUGUUAGCUCUCAUCAGCCAGAGUUUCCUGAACUUGGCAUUUCUACCCUUCACCCUAACAGGGAAAUGCUGCUCCUUGACUGUUAAUAUAACCCUUAUAAAAGCCUCCAAUUAGUCACCCAGUCAAUCCCAGCUAGAUUCAGCCUAAUGCCCUCAAAGUUGAUUUUGUUCCAGUUUAGGAUUAAAACUUGAGGAUAUGUUCUAUCUUUUUCCAUUUUAAAACUAAUAGAAUUGUUGGCCACUGGUCCUGAAGUGCUUCCCAAAUGGCACUGCAGUUAAUUGGUCUACCUAAGAGUUCUAGUAUUGCUCCUUCCAAGUAGUUUCCUCUAUAAGUUGUAUGAGGAAACAGUCUUGGAUGCACCGCCUAAUUCUGCCCCUUACAGACCCUUUGAAAUCUGGCCCAGUCAAUGCUGAGAAAAUUGAACUCUCCCACGGAUCUCCUUAUUAUUCUCUCAAUUCAAUGCAUUCUUGACACGUCUUCUCCUCAAGUUCCUGCUGACUAUUUGAGUGGGGGUCUGUAAUAUAGCCCUGCCAAUGUGGCCAUCCUCUCUUUCCUAAGUUCUAACCAAAUGGCCUCAUGAGAUGAUCUCUCAAGAAUAUCCUCUCUGAGGACUGUUGUUGCUGUGUACUCCCCCUUACCAAAAUGCCUGUUCCUCAGUAAUACUCUCUAAUGUACCACUGACUUUUCACUGAUUUUUCUCCCGCAAUUCACAUCCCUCUGCCAAUCCAGUUUAAACCCUCCCUUGUGGCAAUAGCAAGCUUCCCAUUCAGAUCCUGUCCUUCUUUGCUUCAAGUGCAACAAAUCCCAGUUAUAAAGGUGGCCUUUACCCCAGAAGAGAUCCAAAUCUUCCAGGAAGCUGAAUCCCUGCCAGCUCUCCAGCCACAAAUUCAUCUCGCUUCUUUUUCUACACCUGGAUUGUAGUAUUUGGCACCUAAAACUUCUUCCCCAUAGGAGGCUAUGUAAAUAGUUUUAAAUGCAGGACCUCAAGGAUAGUAAUCUGGAGAUCACUAUCCUUGAGGUCCUGCAUUCUUAAUUUGUAGCUUAACUCCCUAUACUCGUUCCGCAGUAUCUCAUCCUUUUACAGAGGUACAGUGACCUGUGGCUAUUUGCCAACCCUUUCCCACCAAGAAUUUUCAGCAGCUGUUCAGACAGCCUUGAUCCUCACCUACUGAAGCAGGCAAAACAUCAGCAUGGCAGCUCUUCUGUGGUUAUAGCCUCCUGCCCAUCUUCCUUUCCAGUCAGUGUCCUAUGCCUUGACCCGUCGAACUGUACCCUUUCCCUCUGAGCCUCAGAGCUUACAACAGUACCAGAGACUUGCCUACUAUGGCAGCCCCUGAAAGAGCAUUCCCCCUCUCCCCUCAACAGUUUCUGAAGAGGGUCAUGUAAGGGGAAUGGACAUAAGGAAACCCUGCACUAACUGCCUACUGCGCUUUACUCUAAUAGCGGUCACCCAUCUAUCUGAAGCCUGUCCUUUGUCCUUUACUGAAACUCAUUUACAAAGCCCUCUGCCUCUCAGAUGGGUCUGAGUACAUCCACCUGCACCUCCAUUUUACUCAGUCUGUCAGGAACUGCAGCUGAGUGCACUUCCCCCAGUGAAGUUAUCAGGAUGAUAUUGAGGUUUCUUGACUUCUCACAUCUCACAGAAGGAGCAUUCCACUGUCCUAACUAUUAACCUGCCAUAACGAAUCAAGGCCUAAGGGCUAUCAACAAAAUAAAUACUUGCCAGUUUCAUCUUGUUGAAGGCUUUUUAAAGAGCUACUCUCACUUCCAAUACCUUAGGACACAUGCUCUGUCCCUUUAUGACAAACCCUCUUGAGACCAAAACAUUUUGAUGACAGAGAGCCAGAAAUCCAAAACUAAUCAAUGUUUUGGGCCGAAACUCUUCAUCAGGACUGAUGAAGGGUCUCGGCCCUAAACGUCGACUGUUUACUCUUUUCCACAGAUGCUGCCUGGCCUGCUGAGUUCCUCCAGCAUUUUGCACGUGUUUCUUGGAUUUCCAGCACCUGCAGAUUUCCUCGUGUUUCUGACCAAAAAACUAAUAUUGUUAGCUGUGAAGUGGUGGAGGCAGAUACUCUUAUGAUAAUUAAGAAGCAUCCAUCGUAGUACCUGAAACACAAGACAUACUAGGCCAUAGACCUAAAAGAGAUGCUGUUAUUAUAUGGUCUUGUAUUUGGAACUCCCAGUGAGCCUGCACCAGUUUUUUUCCGGUCAUCAAUUCAACUGUGCUCUGAAUAUUCUGAUUUUGUUUAAAGAGUUGAAAAGGUUUGACUAUGAAAUACUUUGCGAUGUGGAGAAAUCAUCAUUAUUUCAAAAACACAGGAUGCGGUCGCUGCCAUAAGCUGGUGUGAAAACAUGGACUGUAAUGACCUGCUGAAGAAAACCUCUGUGCCCUUGGUAAUUUUGUUGCUGCAUAGCUAUUACUGAAGCAAUUCAACAAUGGUUUUUACUUCUUAAGCUGAGAGCAAUAAUCUCUUCUGCUUCUCUGACUCCUAACAAAAAUGUCCUGUUUUAAUGCAACGCAACAUCUGAAGACAGAAAUGUACUCUUUCAGCAACACCACGCAAGGUGAAUUUAUGAAGACAUUCCAGUACCUGUUGCACAUCCCUACUUUCACCCUGGGACUGAUCAUCCAUUCAGUGGCACUCUGGAUACUCUGCUUCAGGUUGAAGAAUUGGACUGAGAAUGUGAUCUACAUGACAAACCUGAUAUUUUCUGAUAUCCUGUUGCUUUUCUCUCUGCCUUUCAAAAUGCACGCCUACCAGACGGGAGAGCGCUGGAGUCUCGGUUCAGUCUUCUGUCAGUUUGUGGAGUCCCUGUACUUUGUCAACACCUACGGGACCAUCCUGUUAAUCAUGCUGAUAUCUCUGGAUCGUUACAUUGCUAUCAAGCACCCCUUUCUGGCCAGAACUCUCAGAUCUCCAAAGAAAGCAACAAUUGCCUGCACUGUUCUGUGGCUCUGUGUCUGGUCUGCAAGUAUUCCAAAUUACUUGCAAGAAGAAAAUGGUAAACACUGCUUUAAAGAUUUUGCUAAGUUUUGGUGCCCUGGCAGAAUUCCUCUGAGCAUGAUCACAGUGUUUUUAGUUGCUGCAUCUGUUGUGAUUUUCUGCAGUGCUCAAAUUAUAAGGACACUGCAAAGAGUAGAUGAAGAGAGGGAUGACGUUGACACCAAGAUAUCAAGGAAAAUAAUCUCUUCCAAUCUGGUCACCUUCCUUCUCUGCUUUACUCCGUAUCAUCUAGCCCUUUUCCUGUACUUUUUGGUAAGAAAUUCUUACAUAGCAGAACAUUAUCUGAUAUCCCUGAGGGUGUUACUCCAGAUCUGUCAGUGCUUUGCCACAACAAACUGUUGUCUGGAUGCAAUGUAUUACCAUUUGAUCAUUAAGAAGUUCUGGAAAUCAGAAAAUGAACAGCUAAAAAGAAAUGUUUUGCUGUCAAUUGUGGUUAGCUUUAAGAAUUCAAUUUGUCUUUAACUCAGUUAUUUAAAAACUUGUUGAUUACCUGCUUGCAUUAGUAGUAUGAAGGAAAAUAUGUGAUAAAAGCUACAUAAUUUCUUCAAUGCUAUUAUGAAAUAUACUCUGUCGUACAUGUCCUGAUGACACCAUGUCAGUAAGAUGGUGUGCAAAUGGGGAGGAAAUUGGAUAAUGAUAUUAGUGAGAUCGAAAUGCAGUUUCUUCAUUUUUAUUUCUACCUAAUAUAUAUAAACUGGAGGAGUGGCCGAUUCAUUUAUGGCAUUAGUGGAAAUAAUUAGAUAUGUAUGUUUAAGCUGUCUGUUUAUCUGAAUUAUUCAU